Messenger RNA from Macrobrachium nipponense, 1581 nucleotides. RefSeq names its product serine/arginine repetitive matrix protein 1-like. The record is from RefSeq and is a predicted model, not a curated record. Bases 1 to 1581 code for a protein of 526 amino acids. NCBI's taxonomy places the organism in Eukaryota, Metazoa, Arthropoda, Malacostraca, Decapoda, Palaemonidae. The transcript is spliced from 5 exons.
AUGUGUUAUUUGAUAGAUUUUGGUGUUGUAAAGUUGUUGUGCGCUUGUGUGGCUGGUGUGGCGAGGUUGGUAGUGCGUCGUCGUCUGCGAGUGGUGGUUGGGACAGUGUUGGUGUUAGCGGGUUUUUGUGCUGGGGCAGUAGAUAGCACCCCACAAAACUGCAAGGAAAGGUCCCAUGAAUACGAAAGCCACAAGGGAUUGAGGCGUUCAAUGUAUUUUGCUGUGUUUAGUGCUAGCCCCUGUAGCAACAGUGAUCCUGAAGGACUACAGACUGCAAAGGUUGUGGCCUUUGGCCCACCCACUGUGGACCUAAAACAUUUCAAGCUGUGGGAUUUCCAUGCCCUUUGUCCAACUUGUGGGCAGAAUACGAAGUCUAAAUCUCCUCAAAAGGGAUGGAGUUCUUCCGCUAAAUCGCGUCCUCUUAAGAGAUCCUGGAAGACGCCAAAUAGCGAAGCGUUACGUUCCAGUCCGGAGCCUUUUCCGGAUUAUUCGCCUGCUCGUAAGAAGAGAGCCAUGAGAACUCCUGACUCUUCCCCGGAAGACUUAUCACACAAGACAAAGGAAGUCUUGGUAGGACUCCAACAGCAGUUGUCUGCCUUAGUAGGAGUUCUUGCUGAAGGCUCUUCUAGGAAGAAAGACAUUUCUCUUCCCAUCAAGAGUUCCGUUAGGAGAGAGUCAGAGAGUAAGCGUCCUGGCGUUAGCAGACGCUCCUCGCCUGAAAGGUUUUCGUCCCCAGCGAGACCUUCUUCAGUCGUACAUGACAGAAAUCGGAAACGCCCUAUGAGCAAGAGUUCUCCCAGGAGUUUGACUAGAGAAGAGUUUGCCUCCCAUGGAACGCAAGAGUUUUCGCCUAAUAGGCCUCGAAGAUUGGACAAGUUUUCUUCUCCUCCUAGGAGGAGGAGGAGAGAUUCUAGCUCCUCUCCGGAAAGACGCAAAGGAAAAAGGAGUUAUUCGCCUGCUAGACGCAGUCAACGGGACACAAACGUCUCCCCUCAUGGACGACGGGAACAGAAGGUUCUCCUUUCUCCUCGCAGGCGCAUUUCGCCUUCUAGGCGUCCUCAUCAGGACGCAAAUGCCUCUCCUUCUUGGACCAGGCAGCCUCACCAGGACGCAAGCGCCUCGCCUUCUUGGCCUAGGCGCUCUCACCAGGACGCAAACGCGUCUCCUUCUUGGCGCCAGGAACAGGAUGUUCUACUUUCGCCUAGCAGGCGUUCUUCGCCUCACAGGCGCCUGAUUCAGGACGCAAGCGCCUCUCCUAGCAGACGCAAGGAGCACAUCAGAAGUCCGAGUAUAGAGAAACUCCAGGACUCACACAGGAAGGAUGAUAGGAGUAAGGAAGAAAGGAAAAGACUUCCUUCAAAGGAUCGGCUCCUGUUGAGGAAAAGCCUCUUACUCCCACAUCACUUUUGGAAGAAGUAUCGGAUGAAAGAGAUAACCAAAGAUGCAGGAGUUUCAGACUAUAAGAGACUUGCUUCUCUAUUGCUGCAGGUGUUUGGAGACUCACUACGCCAGUUCGGAUCCCCCUUCGCCAGGAUCGUUAUUAUCCAGUACGAAAAUGUCGAAGGCUUCCUCAUUCGUUAA